AUGACGCUCCUUCAGUUUCUUCGACAAGCCCGUCAAGUGCACCUUGAAUUCCUCUCGGGGGCCCUGGUUGAACCCCCGAUCUAUGUGAUCGGCAAUCCCUCUGCUGACCUUGACUCGAUUGUCUCGGCUAUCAUCUACUCCUACUGUGCCAACAACCGGCUCCCAAUCAAAACCCCACGACCCCAUAUCCCGCUUCUGAACCUCCCCAAUUUCCCUGCUGGCACGGAGCUAUUUAGACUACGGCCAGAAUUUGCGGCUGCAGUAUGGUCAUCAACCAAUUUCCCUGUUCUGAGGAAUGAAGAGCAAUUUGAGAACACACUGCAAUCUGCAGGGAACUUCCUCCGCGAGCAUGUCAUGACUGUCGCUGACUUCGUGCAAUCCCUCGAAGAUCAACAUGUUAUGAAACAGAUCAUUGCCGAAGCGACGCUGGUUGAUUGGAACGCGUUGUCGUGCCCUUCAAAGACUGACAAGGGCUUUGGAUCCUUGAUCGGAUUGCGGGGAGCCUCUUUCCGGACUAUCGGAUGCAUCGAUCACCACGUUGACGAGCACUUCAUGCCCAGUCCUGAAUCACUACCAGAGGGUCAGCCGAUGAUCAUUCAGCCCGGUCCCGGGUCAUGCGCUUCGCUCAUCAUAAGAGAGUUGCAACAACGGAAACUCUUGGAUGCGGCUCCGGCAGAGAUGGCACAGCUCGCUAAACUUGCUCUUUCCGCGGUGCUGAUCGAUACCUCUAAUCUCACUGCGGAAGGCAAAGUCACCGAUGUAGAUCGAGACGCUGUCAAGUUCCUGCAAUCUCAAAUCGAAGCUAUAUCAGAUAAUUGGGAGCUUGAGGCGUUCUACAAGAGCAUUCUCCAUGCCAAACAGCACAGUCUCGAUCUUCUUACUUUGGAUGAGAUAUUAGACCGCGAUUAUAAAGACUGGACUGAGACCUCGCAGUCCUCCGGUAAGACCGUGAAAAUGGGCUUCUGCUCUACCGUCAAGCCGAUCCGAUGGAUUGUCCAGAAGGCAGGUAGUCAAGAGAAGUUCCUCGAUGCGAUACGCUCGUUCGCGGCUUCUGCCGAGAAAGACUUGGAUGUUCUCGUCGUUAUGACGGCGUUCACGGGCAGUGAUGAUCAAUUCUGUCGGGAGCUGUUCGUCUCUGUGAUGCGUGACAAUGAAUCGGCUACUACAGGUGUCAAGAGGUUUGUCGAGCAGACGUCUGACCAGCUCGGGCUUGUCAAAUGGUCUGCGCUUGAUGAGGAGGAUAUCCAUGAGCUGACAGGGGAUUGUCUUCCUGCCUUGACCUCGGAGUCGCCUUUCUGGCGGAAAUUAUGGGUGCAGACUAAUGCUGCUGGGAGUAGGAAGCAGGUUGCGCCGUUGCUGCGGGCGGCAGUAGCUAAAUUGUAA
Molecule: messenger RNA, 1383 nt
Organism: Penicillium paradoxum
Lineage: Eukaryota; Fungi; Ascomycota; Eurotiomycetes; Eurotiales; Aspergillaceae
Product: putative exopolyphosphatase
Exons: 1
Coding region: 1-1383 (460 amino acids)
Cellular component (GO): cytoplasm
Molecular function (GO): exopolyphosphatase activity
Source: RefSeq, a predicted model, not a curated record